GUCUCAGCGCGUCUCCGGGAGGAGCUGGGGCCCGCCGCGGCGACUGGGAUAGAGCAGCCGCAGCCGCCGCCGCCCCGACCCACGUGAGGAGCCGAGACGGGCCGUAAGCAGCAGGAGCCAGGAGCCUCCUGCAGCGGCUGGCACCGGGAGCGACGGCCGGCAGGAGGAGGAGGAGGAGGAGCCCCUCUGCCCGCGGGGCUAUUGCUGCGCCGAGUGCUCGCUGCCUGCGCCCGGGGCUGCCGUGCAACCCCCUCCCCCUCCCCGUGUGAGACUCCCCCUUCCCUCCCCCCACACCGCCCCUGCGCCGGGCAGCUGCCCUGGUUCUCCUGGGGGGGCUGGGGGCGCUGCAGCCCCCGCCCCAUGCACGGGAGCCCUGCGGGGUGGAUGUGCCGAGGAGGAGGCGCCGAGCCAGCCCAGCCUUGGCUUUCGGGGGCUGCCCAGCGGGGCAGCGAUGACUUGAGGCUGCGCUUUGCCAUGGAUGGGAUGACAUGCUUCAUGGUUGCUUUGGUGACGCUGGUGUUCUGGUGCCCGGGUCAGCCUGGGUGCAUCGCCCGCCGCCCGGCCCUGCGAACGGGUCUCCCGGUGCUGCUGCCUCUGCUGCUGUCCGUGCCGGCCUUCCUGGGCUCCCCGAUGGCAGAUGGUGUAUCCUUGGAGCAGCAAAAUCUUUCCUUACUCUCAGUGGGAUCUAAACUGCAUCAAAGUACAGUAAGCAGCAUAGCACACAUGGCCUUAACACAAAGCACAGUAGAACCCCAGGAAAAUAAUUUUCUUCAUGUGGUUUUAUCAUCACUUACCACUCCCUUUGAUGUGACUUUAUUUGACCAAGAAAGAAUGAGCAGAAGUUCAGAAGGAAGAACUAUGCCAGUGGGAGAUGUCACAGUAACUAGCAAUGAAGCAUUUUUAAGUGACGAUGGAUUGAUUAGCUCCUUUCUGAAUGAACAGUGGACUCCUUCACUAAAGUCUAUUACAGUGGAGUAUCAUUCAGAUAAUUCAGUAGAGUCACCAAGAGAAACCUUAGAAGCUGUGUUGCUAACACCUUCGUUAUCUGUCCUUUUGUUGCCAUAUGAUGAAAUGAAAACAGCACAACAAAUGACAACAUCGCGUGCUGCCUCUGGUCACAGUCGUGCUUUCACAGAAUUGAAGCCUUUUGCUCCAGAUGGUAUAAUUCCGAUUACAAGCAGAGACUUGCUAUUAUACCCCACAAAUACAGAUAUUUAUUUAAGUUCCACUACAUCAGAGGUGGUGGUUGGACUGGUGGGAAAUGUAGAUGGAAGCUAUGCAUCUAGUUCAGACUCCUCACUGUUUUUGCCUUUUGAUACUACUUCAGAAGGGUCCUCUGUUCUUACGAGACAGCUGAAUGAGGAUAGCCAAGUUAUGCCAGAUGCUUUGGCAAAAAGUACUGAUCAAUACACUGAAACUUAUCCUGAUGUGAAUAGCGAUGCAACAGAAACUUUGGAUCUAAGGACCUAUUCUGUUGCAAGCAUUUCUAGGGCAGCACCUGAUUUGGUAACCAGCAUGGAGCCUGCUUUGUUUUCAAUUAGUCUUCCAUAUGUGUCUUUCCCAGUUCACUCAGCUGCUGGUUCCACUGACUCUGAUACUUUUGUUACUAAUGACUUGUUUACACAUGUGUUUUCCCAUAAAUCCUCCAGUACAACACCAAAUUUGCCUGGCAAUUUAAAAAUACCAAGUCAAGUUGAGCUCUUCAGUGAGUUCAUAAGCCCAGUGCCUUUCACUAGACCAUAUGCUUCAUGUUCGUACUGUGACUUUGCCUCAGUUCCACCAGAACGAGUCUUUUCAGCAGGACACACAGAACAUGAUGUGGGUUCGGGUGAUUAUAUUGAAACAUUGUCAUUCACAGCCUCUGGGGAAAAAGGCAUUACUCCACUUACAACUGUAGUUACUGACUUGUAUGAACUGGAGGAGUCAUCUCCUGAAAUCUUUGAUACUACUUUUCCGUCAAGGCCUGUUGUUUCAUUUUCUUCAAGACUUAUAGAAGUCUCUGAAUCAAACUUGUUUUUUUCAAACAGUGUGGAUGUUGGUCUUAACAUAAUGAGUACAACAAUAUUUCCUUCCUACAGACAGCCCUCUGAGGGAAUAUCAUUGGAUAUCACUUCUGUUCAAUUCCCCAUCCCUAUUACUGAAACUGUUACUUUAACAUCUGGUAUUAGCGCAAAACCUUCUGAUAUCACCAGCGUUCUCUUUGAAUCCGUGUUUACCACAAGUGAGAAUGUACUGUCAGUUACAAUCAAACAUACAGGCCUGCUGGAAUCACCUGAAUUUAUGCCCUCAGAAUCUGUACUUUUGCUUGACAAAACACCUGCAAGUGUUUCAACAGACAAAUCUUCUGUAAAUAUUUCAGAUUUUUCAUCCAACCUUUUAUCAACACCAUUUCUCUCUGAACCUAGCAGCUGGUCAUCUUUAUUCACCUUUUAUUCAAGAAUGCCAAGUGAUUUAUCAACACUAUUACCUCAGGUCUUCCCUACACUGCUGGGGCCAUCAGUAGUUUUUGAUCAUUCCUCUAGUUGGGAUUCAACUGAGUUUCCUGCAACUGACAGCACAAGCGUAGAGGUUUCUCAUCUCUCUCCCUGGCAGACUUCAUACCUUUAUUCAAAUACAUUUUCUGUUCCAAACACACACAAUCCUGAAGUAAUAUCAUCAAGUUUUUACUCUUACUCUUCCAUGUUACUAGAAGGAACAUCAGUCUUGCUAAUGGAUUCUGAAGUUUCAUUUACCUCAAUUUUCACAGAAGCUACCUCUCAGUUAGAGUCUUCACUCUUCUCCCUUGAAUCAGCAGUUCCUACACUGGUGCUGUCCAUUUCUGACUCAGAAUCUAUUCUCACCAGCAAUACCUUGGUUGAUGAAACACACUUGACCUCAUGGUUUACCACCUUUCAGACAACUCCUGUCUUAAGCGUAUCUUCGUCCCUUCUCUCAACUGUUACAGCUUCAGAUGAGGAUACUGGUGCUACUGCUAACCACACAUUGCUUUUGACAUCUCUUUCCAAGGCAACUGCUAGUACAGCACAUUUUACAACAAAUCCAUAUACGCUGUUGUUGCAUACAGAUGUGAACAGCAUUACCGCUUCACCUACAGAGUCAGUUUCUGUGGUCACAUCAUUUGUACCUACACAGCUGCCUCCAUCCAUAAACACUUCCACUGAAUUUGGCACACAAACAAAAACUAGUGUGACUAAAGUUACCAACAGAACAAGUGCUACUACUGCUACUACUACCACCAUUAGUAGCAUAGUUGGCCAUCGUACAACUACUGAGAGCAACUCAAGUACUUCCUCAUUCCCUUCUACUGCUGUAGUGGCCACGACUCCAUCUGAAGCUAUUAUUAUCACCUCUGCCAUGACCACAACCCGACAACCAUAUGUUUGUGACAUCACUGUUCCUGAUACUUACUUAAUCAUGGCUGUGCUGGCCCGCAGAGCUGUGCUAGAAAAUGUCAGUGAUUCCAUCAAAGAAGUGCUGAGAGUUCAGUUCAGGCGAUCAGUAGAACUGGAGGUUUAUAAAAUUUCCCCCAAAUUCUCUUUCUUGGUGACAUCAGGUCCUUUUGUUUACACGGCAAUAGCUGUCAUAAAUGUGCUUAUGAACAGCAGCCUUCUACGUGGUCAGGCCCCUGUCAUCUUGUCACUACAGCCUUCUUUCACCAUGCCAGAUCCAAGGUUCCAAGUUCACACAGUGCUUCAGUUUGUUCCUCGAAACGUUGACACUGGCUUCUGUAACUUCAGCCAGCGCAUUGAAAAAGGGCUGAUGAUGGCAUUCCUGGAGGUGAGAAAACAUCACCAGGAUAUCUACAACUUCACAGUGCAGAUACUGAAUAUAACUCUGAGCAAGCCUCGUGUGGCAUUUCGGCAGGGCCCUGUGAACAUUGUCUUUGCCAUUCAGGAUACAUAUGGAUUCUUGAACGGAUCUGAAAUCAGUGAGCUGCUGAGGAACCUGUCUGUGGUGGAGUUCAGUUUCUACUUGGGCUUUCCUGUGCAGCAAAUUGCCGAACCCUUUCAUUACCCUCAACUCAAUGUGUCUCAAUUGAUGAAAUCUUCCUGGGUGAGAACAGUUCUCUUGGGUGUUGUCAACCAGCGAAUUCAGGAAGAAGUAUUUCAGGCUGGGAUGGAGCGGAAACUGGCUCAGCUGUUAAAUGAGGCUUUGACCGGAGGGCGAAUAUGGAAACGAGCCACAUUUGCAGGCAACAACGUUGUGCAGAUUGUCAACGUGUCACAGCUAGCGGGUGCUGAUAACCCUGUAGAACUGAUCUAUUUUGUGGAGGAUCAAACUGGAGAGAGGCUCAGCGCUCUAAAGUCUUCAGAUCUGAUUAACAGAGUUGAUAUCCAGAGAGCCGCCAUCAUUCUUGGAUACCGCAUUCAAGGCGCAGUUGCACAACCUGUGGAUAAAGUGAAAGAGUCAUCGUCUGAGUCUCAGAAUAACAAUCUGUGGAUUAUUGUUGGUGUGGCAGUCCCAGUGGCUGUGGUGCUGCUUAUCAUUAUUAUUUUAUACUGGAAGCUCUGCCGAACAGACAAGUUGGAGUUUCAGCCAGACACCAUGAGCAAUAUUCAGCAGCGACAGAAGCUACAAGCCCCCAGUGUGAAGGGGUUUGAUUUUGCUAAGCAGCACCUGGGCCAGCACAACAAAGAUGAUAUCCUGAUCAUUCAUGAGCCAGCUCCUCUUCCAGGACCUAUUAAGGACACUACCCCUUCUGAAAAUGGAGAUGUGCCAAGCCCCAAAUCAAAGAUCACGUCAAAGCCUUCAAAGAAUGUUCGACACAGAGGGAGAGUUUCCCCUUCAGAUGCUGACUCCACAGCGAGUGAACAGUCCAGUGGGAGAGAGACAGGGGAAGAAACUGCAAGACCACCAACCACUGCCAAUGAGGGCAAACCACGCAGACCUCCAAAGAGUGGUUUGUUAAAAAAAUUUUUCUUCAGUCUCUUGCUGCAGUGUUUUGGACCUCCGCAGCCCAGUAGUGGAAACGAGCAGCACUCCUCAGCCUCUAUCUUUGAGCAUGUGGACAGAAUGUCUCGUUCCUCAGAUGCAAGUAGACGGGUCCCCAGCAAGAUCCAGUUGAUUGCCAUGCAGCCAAUUGCAGCCCCUCCAGCUCAGAACCCAGCACUGUCUGACCGAGUAGCAGAGUCCAACAAAAUUAACAAAGAGAUACAAACAGCUUUGAGGCAUAAGUCUGAGAUCGAGCAUCACCGCAAUAAGAUCCGUCUUCGAGCCAAGCGCAAAGGCCACUAUGAAUUUCCAGUUGUGGAUGAUGUGAUUGUUGUUGAUGCCAAAGAGCAGCAUAGAAUAUACCGCAAAGCACAGAUGCAGAUUGACAAGAUCUUGGACCCUGGGGGCAACGUGCCUACUGUUUUUAUAGAACCCAGGAAGAGUUCACGUGCAAAACGUUCUCCCAAGCAGCGUCGGAGACAUCAGAUAAAUGGCAGCCCUAUUGAUGCUGAGAAGGACAGGCUAAUCACCACUGACAGUGAUGGGACAUACAAAAGACCACCAGGAGUCAAUAAUUCUGCAUAUAUUUCCGAUCCUGACCUGCCUGCAGAACCACAGACACCUUCUUCUCUUGAUCUCGGGAAGUACCCAGGCUUGCCUCCCCACCCAGCCUCUCAGUACAUCCCUCCACAGCCAUCCAUUGAAGAGGCCCGGCAGACCAUGCACUCUCUCUUGGAUGAUGCCUUUGCCCUGGUCGCUCCCAGUAGCCAAGCAGCCAGUUCCACUGCCAUCACGUCACCUGGGGUUUCUGCGGGACAGCCGGUAAACAACACUCCUGCUCGAGCAGGGAGGGGAACCACAUGCCCCCAGUGGGGAUCACCAUAUGGUCCAGCCCAGGCAGUAAACAACCCAUUUAGUAGAUAUGUGGAAUUUGGAAUGACUCCUCCAACAGCGCCGGGUCUGCUGCAGAGGCAAAGUUUUGGCCCGGGUUUCCUUCAGCCUGCAGAGUUAAUGCACCCAGACCAGCAACAAUCCGAUGUUCAGUAUUCCUCUAGAGGGCUAUACCCAGAAGAAAUGCCAUCGGUGGCACGGCCACGACCAGUUGGAAGCACUGCAGGUUCUCAGAUACAGCACCUCACUCAGGUGGGAAUUGCUAGCAGAACCGGAGCCCAGCAAGUGGAAAUUGCCUCAGUCAGAGCAGGGCAUGGCCAGCCGGGGGGACCAGGGUGGCCCCAGUAUCGUGGAGAGGAUGAAUAUGCUAGGAGAGAUGCAACACAUAUGCAUGGACAUCAAGAAUAUUCCUCCUCACCAGUAUUCCAGAUGCAGAGGACUUCAGCCAGACAGCCCUCAGCACCACCUGCUCAUCUUCCACACAGCAGCCUUCAGGGACAGGGGCUCUGCUACACCACCAGUUCCAAUGAGGACCUCCAAACUGGUCAUUCCUCGGCAUCGCUCAUAAAAGCAAUUAGAGAGGAGCUUCUGCGACUCUCACAGAAACAGACAACAGUGCAGAACUUUCACAGCUGAUUUGUCAUGGUCUUGCAAAUCUGCCAGGUAUCUGCUUCCUAUGGAAGCAAGAAUCAAAGGAAAUCAGCAACGUUUUUCUUCUGUCAUCAGAGUGAACUUCCACAGCGCCAGAGAUUACACAUCAGAAAAGAGCAGCAACAAAAGGAGAGAGAGAGAUUUGUGUGGAGGUAGGGAUAGGGAGGCCAAAGUGAUAAUGUCAGAGCUGGCUAUUUGGCUUAAUCUGUUAGCAUUUACUGUACCCCUCUUUGGUUUGAUCUAAUGAACAAAAUAAAACUUUCGGUCAAAAGCUAACCCUAAAAAAACCACAUGCACGCACACAACCCCCCGACCAAGCAUAGUAGACGGUGAGACGCUUGGCUUAAAGAAAAAGGCAAAGCUUUCCUGUUACCAGCAAGAUGGACUGAAUUAACAUUUGAUGAGCGAUUACAAGAAUUCUAACCUCUCCAGUGUUUUUAGUGAAGUGGCUCGUGUUACUGCUUUGCAGGAUUACAAACGAUAUAAGGUCAGAGACAUUGAAGGUGUGAUCCAGCAUAGGAAAUCACCUUAAUGACAAUAACAGUAAGACUAAGUAGAAAGAAAAAAAAAGAAAAGGAUUUCUGAGCUACUUGUCUCAAACCAGAACAAUAAUUGUUAUAGCUCUGUGUUUUCAAAUGGAGCUACUCUCUGCACUCCUCCCCAUUUUUCUUCUGGUGCUGAAGCUUCAAGUGUCCCUUCAUCUUCAUGUUUGCAAAGUAAAACCAUGGCCUUUUUAAACCCAAGAAUAUAUGUGGAAAUUCAUUCAGAGUGGGAAAGCAAAAUGUCCAAAAAGAAAAGGCUGGAUAUUUAUUUUGUUAAAAAUACAUUGAAAUCUAGAUGAGAAUACUUAGUCAUAGUUGAAUUUUUGAGCAUAAGUAUGUAUGUUUGUCUGCUAAACAUAAAUACUCUCAUACUAUAUGCUUUCACAAGACCAGGGAUAAAAUAUACUAACCUGUAGUUUGUGUUGUGGCCAGAAAGCAAGCCAGCGUGGGUGAUGCAGGAUCACCAGUGCUAGUUAUAAAUUUACCAUAAACCACAAUGUACGUUGGGAUCUCAGUCAUAUCUAGUGAAACUGAAUCUUACAAAAGGUAAAACUUGAGGCAAAUACGUUUAGAAUAUUAACAUAAGCUUAGAUUUGUUGUUUGAGACAGUUAUUUUAUUUCUAUCUGUUCCUACUGUCCCCCUGGAUGAAGGGGCAAGGUAAUGGUGGUACAUGUCUUUGGAGUAUCUGUCAUUAUUUUUCCAGAGUUUAAUUUACAAUUAGCUAUGAGUUUACUAAUAUCUGGCCAUUGCACAAUUGUAACCUGCAUAAUACAAGUGAAAAUUCUAACUAA
Messenger RNA from Mauremys reevesii (Reeves's turtle), 7808 nucleotides. Its product is annotated as KIAA1549 ortholog. The transcript is spliced from 20 exons. Bases 361 to 6459 code for a protein of 2032 amino acids. The record is from RefSeq and is a predicted model, not a curated record. Lineage: Eukaryota; Metazoa; Chordata; Testudines; Geoemydidae.